UUUAACAGUGUUAGCGAAACAUUAGCUGCGGAGUCAAAACACUAAAGCACACUGGUGACUGGCUUGUUGCGAACAUAAUCUUGUUAUCGAACAUGAAUCACCCUUCGAUGAAAUUUUUAGAAAAAAGAAAAACGUGAAUCACCGCUAUACAGAGUAUGUAAUUUCUCCCACUUCGCUUCGUGUUUGCGGUAAUGGAUUAGAUUACAGAGAAGGGCUCACUGCGGAAAACACUGCGAUUCUCCUUUUAACUCGAUGCGAUGGGGUCGAUACGAAUGAUAGCUAACAAUUGCUUACUUUCAUUUCACUUUCGUCCGCGCUCAAAGCAGAUAUAGCGGUUAACUUUACAGAUGGAAUGUUCAGAGGAAUCUACUAUGGCAAGCAGCACCAUGUAGCCGACGUAGCAACUGUGCUAAGCCGAGCUUGGAGCGCUGGUGUUGAUAGAAUAAUUGUGACUGGUGGGUCCCUUGAGGGGUCGAAAGAAGCUCUGACCAUUGCAGAGACUGAUGGAAGGCUCUUUUGUACAGUUGGGGUCCAUCCUACAAGAUGCAAGUUUUUUAUAUUUAUGUAUAUUCAGGAGUUUGAAGAAAGUGCAGAUCCAGAGCAGCAUUUUCAAGCUCUUUUGUCAUUGGCCCAAGAGGGUAUUCAGAAAGGGAAGGUGGUGGCAAUUGGUGAGUGUGGAUUGGAUUAUGAUAGGCUUCACUUUUGUCCAGCAGAGAUUCAGAAGAAAUAUUUUGAGAAGCAGUUUGAAUUAGCACAUGCUACAAAGCUGCCUAUGUUUCUACAUAUGCGUGCAGCUGCUGAAGAUUUCUGUGAGAUUGUGGAGCGCAACAGGGACAAAUUCAGUGCUGGGGUCACUCACUCGUUUACUGGCAAUACAGAAGAUUGUGAUAAACUUCUCUCCUUCAAUAAUAUGUACAUAGGUGUAAAUGGUUGCUCAUUGAAGACGACUGAGAACCUUGAUGUUGUGAAGGGUAUUCCUGUUGAGAGAAUGAUGGUUGAGACAGAUUCUCCAUAUUGUGAAAUAAAAAACACUCAUGCGGGGAUUAAAUUCAUUAAAUCUUUGUGGCCCUCAAAGAAGAAAGAGAAGUAUGAUCAGAACUGCAUUGUCAAAGGCCGGAAUGAGCCUUGUUUGGUUCGGCAAGUUCUUGAGGUUGUGGCUGGCUGUAAAGGUAUCACUGAUGUAGAUCAAAUGAGCAAGACAAUUUAUCACAACACCUGUAGGGUCUUCUUUCCCCAUGACUUGGAUACCGCUGCAGAUGCUCUUCUUGCUGGUCGUCACGAUUGGUAGUGAAGUUCUCAUGAUUGUUCCUUAAAGCAGAUUUUCUUACUGGAGCUGGAGAUCCUCCAGCCCUUCUCUUAUUGUGGGGAAGUGGAAACCAUGAGUGAUGCCUCGUCAUUUAAGGAUUUUGGCGUUGUAAUGGAAAUAAAGCAUGAGAGUUGAAUGGUUGGUGGUUAAUCUCACUAUGAAGUUGAUUGCACAACUGCCUCAGGCUCCAGACUGCGAGUUUCCCUUCUCCUCUUUUACUUUUUUUUCUCAUGUCAUUGAAUUCCUUAAAUUUCACUUGUACAACUGACGAAAUAGACCGAACUGCACCUUCUGCUUUGCUUUGAAUGACAAAUUCGAAAGCGUUCUCAUUA
This is a messenger RNA of Manihot esculenta (cassava), 1638 nucleotides long. RefSeq names its product putative deoxyribonuclease TATDN1. The transcript has 12 exons. The record is from RefSeq and is a predicted model, not a curated record. Gene Ontology annotation, cellular component: cytosol. Gene Ontology annotation, molecular function: 3'-5'-DNA exonuclease activity. Bases 353 to 1288 code for a protein of 311 amino acids. NCBI's taxonomy places the organism in Eukaryota, Viridiplantae, Streptophyta, Magnoliopsida, Malpighiales, Euphorbiaceae.